Molecule: messenger RNA, 396 nt
Organism: Miscanthus lutarioriparius
Lineage: Eukaryota; Viridiplantae; Streptophyta; Magnoliopsida; Poales; Poaceae
Source: the annotation of a GenBank genome assembly
AUGGGCGUGAGCACCACUGACCUGUCCGCGCCAUCCCACUCCGUCAAUCUGCCCGGCUGCAUGGCCUCCUCCUCGUCCCCUUCCUCCGUUGUUGCCCCGUGGCCGCGUUCAGGCAAGCACCGCGGCGCGGCCGCCGUGGUCCGCCGCGCCCAGCUCGUCCUAUCGCGCGACGUCGGGUGGUGCGGGCAACGCGCGUGGCGGAAGCUGCUCAGGCGGCUGGCGCAGGAGACCAAGUGCAUCUGCAGCUCCCCGACGGCGGCCACGGGCAGGCCCAUCACGUUCGGCUACGACGCCGCCAGCUACGCCAAGAACUUCGACGACGGGCGCAGCCCCGCGCGCGCCGCCCCCGUCGUCGUCGCCGCCGCCAAUGCGGCGGAUAAGCCGAGCGGCAAUUGA